Pelobates fuscus (common spadefoot toad) is the source of this 5424-nucleotide messenger RNA. RefSeq names its product NFE2 like bZIP transcription factor 1 (gene NFE2L1). Gene Ontology annotation, cellular component: nucleus. Bases 282 to 2459 code for a protein of 725 amino acids. Gene Ontology annotation, molecular function: RNA polymerase II cis-regulatory region sequence-specific DNA binding; DNA-binding transcription factor activity, RNA polymerase II-specific. NCBI's taxonomy places the organism in Eukaryota, Metazoa, Chordata, Amphibia, Anura, Pelobatidae. The transcript is spliced from 6 exons. Gene Ontology annotation, biological process: regulation of transcription by RNA polymerase II. The record is from RefSeq and is a predicted model, not a curated record.
CGUCUCGCCGGACGCUCCUCUCUGAUUGGCUGGCUGUGUAGGGUUUCUACGUUGCCGGGUGAUGCGGAAGUGAAACUCGGGAGUUGUGGAAGACGCGGACGGUGGAGUCACGAGGAGGAGAAGAAGCAGCGCUGCGUGUGCGCGUGUCAGGGGGGAAGCGGAACCGGGAGCUUUAUCCAGCUGCGCGUGUGGCUUCCCGGAGAGUGAGGAAAGGCUGCUGAGUGUCUCUCAACUCUGGGUUGCGAGUGUUGGGGGUCCCUUCUUCCUUGGGGCUCCCAGACAUGCUGUCUCUGAAGAAAUAUCUGACGGAGGGUCUGAUCCAGUUCACAAUUCUGCUUAGCCUCAUGGGUGUGCGUGUGGACCUGGAUUCUUAUCUGCCCUCUCACCUUCCCCCACUGCACGAAAUUAUCCUUGGACCUACUUCGGCCUACACACAGACCCAGUUCCACAGUCUGCGUGGUACAGCUGAUGGGUAUGGUGUGCAUCCAAAGAGUGUUGACCUAGAUCAAUUUUUUACUUCCCGACGACUCCUGAACAGGGUGCGAGCCCUAGACCGGUUGCAGGUGCCCACUACUGAGUUGGAUGCUUGGCUGGUGCACAGAGAAGCAGAAGGAUCUGUGCCCAGUGCUCAGACUGGCUCCAGUCGUCCCACUGACACCCCACAAGAACGUCCUGGCUCAGAUAGCAGCAUCCGUGACACUCUGGUGACUGAACAAGGCCGCAGCAGUGAAGAAGUGGAGGAGCUGGGUGCAACUGCACAGCCUGGCAGUUCAGAUCUAAGCAAAGAGGAUAUUGAUUUAAUUGAUAUUCUGUGGAGGCAAGAUAUUGAUCUGGGUGUUGGGCGUGAAGAUUUCCUGCAACAUGAUAAAAGAAAUGAUGACAUGUGGGAGUCUCCACAAGAUGACCUUCAAGUUGACAUCCUUGACCCCACUAUACAGGUUGAUGGAGAGACUGGAGAAAAUGUACGACACCAGGAUCAGACUGCCUUGUCAUUGGAGGAAUGUCUAAGUCUCUUGGAUGUCAAUUUCCCAUUUGGGGACCCUCCUGAGUUUUCAGAUCCGACUCCUUCUGACCUUUUGGUCCCGGAUAGUGGCCCUGUGGCUUCUACUCAGUCAGAUGAGCUCUUAUCCCCUUUCCUCCCAGCUAUGGAGAGCCCCUUGGAUCUUGAAGAGCAGUGGCAGGAUCUAAUGUCACUCAUGGAUAUGCAGGUUAUGGAUGUGAACAAUUCAACUGAAAAUCCUUUGUAUUUGAGCUUGAACUCACCAAUCCAGCAGGAUGGUAACCUGGGGCAGGCGCCUCUUCCUAGCUGUUCUCAUGAUCAUUCUGCAGUUUUUGCUCCCACCAUGGAUACCCUAACAGUCCCAGACUCCCCAUUGCCACAGUUUUCUUCCCACAACUCCAGUGACCUGAACUCCACAUUUGGUUUCACCAACUUGACAGGCAUCCUCUUUCCUUCACAUCUCAACAAUACUACUAAUAUCACAUCUCCGCAGAUACUGACUGACCCUCUUGGUGGGAUCCUAGAUGAAGCUUUGCUGGAUGAAAUAAGCCUGAUGGACCUUGCACUGGAGGAAGGUUUCAGUCAAGUUCAGACCACACAGCUACAAGAAGAAUUGGACUCUGAUUCAGGGCUUUCUCUAGACUCCCAUCGCAGCCCUGUGUCUCCUAGCGGAUCAGAGUCUUCCUCCUCUUCCUCUUGCUCAUCAUCCUCUUCAUUCUCUGAGGAAGGGGCGGUGGGAUACAGCUCUGAUUCUGAAAUGAUUGAUCAGGAGGAUUCUGAUGGAGCCAUUGGUUACCAACCUGAAUAUAGUAAAUUCUGUCGUAUGAGCUCUCAGAAUCCAAGCCAUUAUCAGCGACUUCCCUUCCUUGAACAUGUUGGGCACAAUCAUACAUACAACAUGGUGCCUGAAGAACCAGAGGAUAAGCCAGUUGUGAGCAGGGGAAACCGGAGAUCAUCAGGCUUUCUAGAUAGGCAGGCAGGUCGUGACGAGCAAAGGGCAAGAGCUAUGAAGAUCCCUUUCAGCAAUGAUAAGAUUAUUAAUCUACCUGUAGAGGAGUUUAAUGAGCUGCUUACAAAGUAUCAGCUGAGUGAAGCACAGCUCUGCUUGGUGCGUGACAUCCGGAGACGGGGAAAAAACAAGAUGGCUGCUCAGAACUGUCGCAAACGCAAGUUAGACACAAUCCUGAACCUGGAGCAGGAAGUGAAGCGGCUUACCCGCGAACGUACCUCCCAAUUGAGAGAGAAAGGAGAAAACCUAAGGUCCCUUCAACAAAUGAAGCAGGAGGUGGAGAAUCUUUACCAGGAGGUUUUUAGUCAACUAAGAGAUCAAGAGGGUCGUCCAUAUUCAUCCCAGCGGUAUGCCUUGCAUUACACAAGCAAUGGCAACAUUGUACUUAUGCCGAGGAGUGCUGAGGGUCAGCAAGGCCGACGGCCAGAGAAGAAGGAUCGGAGAAAGUGAUGUAUCUGUAUUUGACUUCAGGAAUAUUACAGGACAGGGGGUGUGGGCUGUGCUUUCAUUCAGGCCUCAAUAUCAAACCUUUUCACACAACUGACCCCAGUGAGUGACCAGGAGACAGUCUACACUUACUGUGGGUCAAGUGCUGUGUCCUGUCAGCGUCUGGGCCCUGUCAGUCCAGGAAUAAGGAGACCAGCCAGGCCCGCGGGCACAGACAAGCCCGGGUAUCGUAUAAACAAGAAGCUGACAAAAAGGGAGGGUAAAAGAAAAUAAGUAAAAAAAAAUUUAUUUUUAUUCUGGAUCCAAUGCCAUGUCUGCAAUGUAGCCAGUUAUGUCAGGGGCUGAAGUGUCAUCUUGCAUGAGUAGAACAACAAUGAGGACAUGUUAAUAAGUAGAAAUUAGAUGACAGCGGCACAGAAUGGUUUUGUCCUUGAGUAGCGAUUUGGGGGCCAGUGACCUUUUUGUAUUGUCAUUAAAUGGGCAGCUGUGGGGACAGUUAUAGCAGUAAUGUUUGUCCCCUUGCUACUUGAUGGGAAAAUCAUCCAUCCCAAGUCUCUAAUAAGACAUUUUGCAGCAUGCAUAAUGGUCGUAAGACAUGUCAAUUUGUGACUGUACUAAGGUACAAUGCUGUCCAUUUUUUUAUUGCUGCGUGUUCCAAUGUAUUAUGGGGUCCAUUGACUCCUGAUAUUUAUCCUUUUGUCUAGCUUGGUAGCAAAGGGGUAGUUUGUAUUUAAAGAAAGAUUACAAAUUUUAGUUAAGGCUCAGUCCCCAAACUACUAGACAGUGUAAUGCAGGGAACCCACACCCAGUGUGCACAGAGUUGUUUGUUUAAUUAUUCUGGUAGCAUCACCAGAAUACAGUAAAGUGGGUAGAAUGACGUGGACUGUAAAUUCCUAUGUCCAAGUAGGAACAAUUGUGUUUUUGGAGAGAUCAGCAGUAAUCCAUAUAAUAUUUAAUUCUAUAGAAUUAGCCUGAAAGGUUUAGGAAUUGCUGCUUUUAUUGAGUGAAAACUAUGCAUGUUCCAUAUUGCAUCGUUUUGGAACAGGAAUAGGCUACCUGGCACUUUAGCUGAUUUAGGUUGCAGGUACCAUUUAUCAAUUGCAUGCCUCGGCAUCAUGGUAGCCAAAGUCUACAGCAGAUGGAGUGUUAAGGAAGUUCUCCCGUAUUCGAACUGUUUUACUUUUGGAAGAAAGUUUUAUAUAUUUUUUUUAUUUAAGAUACACAGAUUUGUGAUAGUUUGUCUAAUUCCAUUAGAUUCCAACACUGUGUCACCUUGCUCAUGUUGUGUGGCUUAGAAACAAAAAAGGCCUCUAAAUUGUAGUUAUGAAAUUUCAAACCAAGUUAGGUUGAGGUUAGAAAUGAGAUGGAAAAGUAACGUGAAAAAAGUUCAUGAUAAAUGCCAACUGUGAGGAAUGUUUUGCCAGUCAAUAUUCUUAAUAGCAUCCAAAAGGACAAAUGGGAUGUGAACCCUAUAUAGCAGAAAGUGUAUUUUUAAAUAAUUUCACUACAGAUCCAUAUCUCAGAAGCACACUGGACCCUUAACAUUUGCUAUGCCGUCAGGCCGUGCAUGGAAAGUGCUGUUUGUAGUAUUUUGAAAUCUUUUGCUGUAGGAAUGUGAUUCAUCAAGGAGGAACCCUGCCGGAACUGUCUUCAUUGUUGUGUGUGUUUAUUUUUUAAACUUCUUUUUUGAAGAAGUUUAAUAUGAAUGGCAGCACUAACAAGGCAGCACUUUUCAUUUCUAAAACAUCAGCCUGAAGUAAUGUGUCUUGAAUUAUGGAUCUGGAAAUGCUAGUCUCAGUGAUGGAUGACAACCCAAUGAGGUGUUCAAUGAUGAAAAGCUGUGAGUCCCUUAGUAUACAUUUUAUCUGUUUAUUUUCACAAUUUGAUCACUAUGAUGCUCUGUCUUUAAUAAGAUCAGAGCAUGCCACUAUCUAUGUUCCAAACCGGGAGACAGGACAGUUGGUGUCUGUACAAUACACAGGAAAUGUAACAGGUCAGAUACAGUGAAUAUAAGUAUCCAGUAAUACCCUAGAACAAAUGUAAAAUAAAUGGCCAUGGCCAUUUAAAAUAUAUACAGAGUAGCUUACAUAAAUAUAUUGGUACAAAAUGCAAUUUAAUUUAUCAGUUUUUUUUUUUUUUUUUUUUACAUCCUGCACUUUUGUUUUUGUUCCUCCUUGUCACUCUGACAGAUUGCAUAACAAGGGUUGAUACUGAUGGUUAAUCCGUUGAUUAACUCCACAAGGCAGCAUGUUCACCUAGCAGUGUAAGAGUGAUGUCAUACUGUGGCCUUCAUUGCAGCUGUGCCUGGAUUCCAAAAGGGCUUUUACAGAAGAAAAAAACAACAAUGUUUUGGUUUGUGCAACAUGAAAUGUUAGUUAAGUUUCAUAUGUGAGGUUUGUCUGGAACUGCUAUUUGGCGAAAUAAGCCAGGGAGAACCAGGUAUGUGCUUUAUGGUGUCAUGAUGUAUUUUCAAUUCUGGUUGUCUGGCCUUUGAUAUAGUAAGGGGCAGGGAGUUUUACAUUGUGCUCCCCUCACCAUGAUGACGGACUUCAGCUACCAUGAUUCUUUGCCACUCUGAUUCAAAUGGAAUUGUGAGAUUUGCAGUUCAACAUCGUCAUGGGGUGAGCCCCAUUUUGCAUCCCUUAUUUAGGUUAUAUAUUCUAUAAACUGUGAGUCCCAUCCCCAAAUCGAAUGGCCUACAUUUCACAAGUUGGUUGCUCAUAUGCUAUUUUGCAAAGUUUAAUGGCAGUCGAUCAAAGCUUUAGAAGAAAACUUCCGGUUGUCACAUUGGGAGCUUGAUUAUAAAAAUACAGUUUUAUUUAAAAAACGUAUGUGAAAUGGCACUUGUACAAACAAUCACACUACUCAGGGUUGCAUUUAAAGAGAAUCUUUGUUUCAUAGUAUGCCAGGGUGCCAGUUAAAUGAAAAUAACCGUUAAACAAAUAAACUCAUUUGUGUUUGAAAAUCA